Molecule: messenger RNA, 327 nt
Organism: Pelobates cultripes (western spadefoot toad)
Lineage: Eukaryota; Metazoa; Chordata; Amphibia; Anura; Pelobatidae
Source: the annotation of a GenBank genome assembly
AUGCCAGAGCCUCAGACGCACCCAAAGAUGGCUCCAGAGGCACAAAGUGAAUUAGAGGCAUCUGAAGAAUCUCUGGUGGAGGGAGAACCUUUUACCUCAAUUCAAUCCGGAGGUGUAUCUCACUCAUCCAAGUCGGAUGAAGAUUUGUCCCCAUCCACAAAAAACGAUAAAAAAAAACCAAAACAAAAAAACAAAAAACCUCCUGCUAGACCUACAAAAGGUUUGGAAGACAAACCUUCAAGAAGUCCAGGUCAAAAUGGGGGUGUUGUCCCCCCAAUUGUUGGAGGUGUGUGGCGGACAAAGGUACCUUCCAACACAUAUGGUUGA